Molecule: messenger RNA, 471 nt
Organism: Helobdella robusta
Lineage: Eukaryota; Metazoa; Annelida; Clitellata; Rhynchobdellida; Glossiphoniidae
Exons: 5
Coding region: 1-471 (156 amino acids)
Source: RefSeq, a predicted model, not a curated record
AUGGCCAAACUACUGCCUGAUAUCUUGAACAAAAAGAGUUUGAAUGGAUCUAGGUUGACACAAGAUGGGAUUGGGCUAUUGGAAUUUCUAGGAAGCCUGUUGUAUCUGCGGGUUGAUCUGGCAUGUUCGUGGCGGGAUAUGAGAUCAUUCAGAUAUGUUGGAGAUUUAGAUAAUAAUAUUUUGAAGAGAAACCAAUGGGAAACAUGUGAAGCUAAAUAUGCUCUAAUAUGGAUAAGCGAUAGGUCCUGCUCUACUGAAUGCAUAGAUAUGAUGCAUCAGAUAUGCCUUGGUGGCCACGAGGUCGAGUCUAACCAACAGCAGCAGAUCAUGAAAAACUCAAAACUCGAAACAAGUGGCGCCUCGAUUAAGACAAGGAAGGUUUCCAUUGUUGAAGUGUUCCGAUGCACGCAGAAGAAUUUUCAAUUUGGUUUGGAAAGAGGAUUUACUGUUGGCAGAGUUAUACUUUGGUAA